CUAUAUGCCGAUGAAAUUUGUUGAUUUCAUUUGUAAAUAUCUCCGAAGAGAUAUUACUCGAGGUGUUCGUCAGAACGAACUAGACCUCUUGGCAAAAAGUAUUCGAAAUUUACAAAUCGAAACUAUGCACACAGGUCGGCGAAUAUUCUAUCGAUUUCAUGGUUUUGGCCGUCCGGCCGAUCAACUUAAAUUUCGUCGUAACGAAAGCGAAGACACAGCAAGUGUGGGUGAGGAAAUCUCUGUGGCGCAAUAUUUUGCUCAACAGCACAAAAGAAAAUUGAUGUUCCCAAGCUUGCCCUGUAUUAAUGCAGUAAAGGGAAACCAAAAUAAACCAAACUGGUUACCCAUGGAAAUGGCUUCUAUCGUAGAGUGGCAACGUGCAGUACGACCAUUAGAUAAAACACAACGGGGUGCUGUUUCAAAGAAUUCCAUUCUCAGACCCGAUCAACGCUACGAAGAGAUCAUGAAAAUUGUGCGAAAUAAUCAAUUUGAUAGAGAUCGUUAUCUCCGUGAAUUGAAUAUACAAGUGCACGAUAAGGAGAUGCUGAAAGUAAAAGCACGAAUUAUCACACCACCUAAAAUAACAUACCGUCAGCGAGGGCGUGGCGAAAUACCUGAAUCUAUUCAGGGUGGCCAAUGGCGUAUUCGAAAUUGGUUUAUGUCAACACCACCUAUCAAUAAUUGGGGUAUAAUCUAUUUUGGUGACACACCGGAUAGAAAUG
Messenger RNA from Adineta ricciae, 722 nucleotides. Lineage: Eukaryota; Metazoa; Rotifera; Eurotatoria; Adinetida; Adinetidae. The record is from the annotation of a GenBank genome assembly.